Messenger RNA from Rhododendron vialii, 1160 nucleotides. Its product is annotated as transcription repressor OFP7. The transcript has a single exon. Lineage: Eukaryota; Viridiplantae; Streptophyta; Magnoliopsida; Ericales; Ericaceae. Gene Ontology annotation, biological process: negative regulation of DNA-templated transcription. The record is from RefSeq and is a predicted model, not a curated record. The coding region runs from base 71 to 1057 and encodes 328 amino acids.
CUCACCCAAAACAGUUCACACUUGACAAACUUUCACAGCCAUUUCACAAAUCCAGAGAGAGGGAGAGAGAAUGGCGAAACGCUUCAAGCUACGGAUCUCCCGAGUGAUCACGUCCCUCCAAACGUGCCGCUCCAAAGACCCUUCCACCCUCCCAUCAGAUCCCGUCCCUUCAUUCCUCCGCCUCUCUUCCCCCACGCACCUCAUCCCCACCGAACCCCACCACCAUCGCUCCUCCUUCAAGCGCCACGUGAUCACAUCCGCCUUCACAUCCACCGCCUGCGCCCUCCGCUCCAAUAGAAACUCCCCUGCACGUCCCCACACCCAACCACCCCCCGAAUUCAAGUGGCGUAAAGAAGACAAGUGGCACGUGGUCGCCAAGGCCCAUAACGACGACGACAACACGCCCCGUCAGAAAAUCUACAACUCCUCGGCCUCCGGUCACUCUGCCGACGAUAUCUUCCCUCCGGCGGCCCGAAAGAAACUCCGGAAUAAACACAAGAAGAAAACGGCAGGAGGAGUAAGGCUCCGGCUCAGCACUACUUCCUCGGCUUCGCUGUUCAGCAGCAGCGAAGCGGAGGAGGAGUCGGAGACCCUGGUCUCCACUUCCAGAAGCUUCUCGACGUCGACGGACUCCUCGGCGUCCACAAGGCGGCGACCGAUCAAGAGCAAGAAGAAGAAGAAUGACAAGAGGGGAGGAGAGAAAAGCCGAGGGCGGGGAAGCGGCGGAGGGGGAGGGGGAAGCGGAGGGGAGUCGCCGGCGAGGCUGUCGUCGGUGUUCAAGAGGAUGAUACCGUGCGGGGUGCUGGAGGGGAAGGUGAAGGAGAGCUACGCGGUGGUGAAGAGGUCGGAGGAUCCGAAGGAGGACUUCAAGAGGUCGAUGAUGGAGAUGGUGGUGGAGAAGCAGAUGUUCGAGGAGGGAGAGCUGGAACAGCUCUUGCGGUGUUUCUUGUCUUUGAACUCGAGGAGCCACCAGGGGGUUAUCGUUGAGGCUUUUACUGAGAUUUGGGAGGCCUUGUUUUCUUCUACUACCACUUCUACUUCUACUCGACGAGUUUAGGAAUUUAGGAAUCGUCGAUCUUUCUAUUUCUAGUUACAACUUUUAUGUAUAUAGUUUCAUAUUCCAUUCAAGAUUAGUACUACGUACGUUGUUGAUGCUGAUA